This is a messenger RNA of Colletes gigas, 2218 nucleotides long. Its product is annotated as sentrin-specific protease 1-like. The record is from RefSeq and is a predicted model, not a curated record. Gene Ontology annotation, molecular function: deSUMOylase activity. The transcript has 3 exons. Bases 330 to 2027 code for a protein of 565 amino acids. Gene Ontology annotation, biological process: protein desumoylation. Lineage: Eukaryota; Metazoa; Arthropoda; Insecta; Hymenoptera; Colletidae. Gene Ontology annotation, cellular component: nucleus.
UGUAAUGUGCAACCUUUUUUCUAUUUUUCCGUAGAUUAUUAUCAAAUAUAAAAUACUGGGAUUUUUAGCGAAAAAUUACAAGAUUUACAAAAUCAUAUCAGGUAAUUGUGACGCAGUGCAGCCAUUAAUCUGAAAUUCAUAAAGUUGGAUACAUAAGUAUUUCUGUAUAUAAAUAUAUAUAUAUAAAUAUAUAUAUAUAUAUAUAUAUUUAUUUAUAAAUGAUGAUUACAUGAAGAUUAAAAUAUAUAAAUUUUAAAUAUAUUAGAUGGCCACACCAGUAAAAUACAUUUGGACAUUGUGAUGCAAACAGUUAUUUGUUUAUAAUAACCAUGUUGUUUGAUUUUUUAAAAAAAAUCUUUAACUGGGUAGAUGUUUCACCCAAAAAACGUAAAGCCGACUCAUUAAGCGUGGAAGAAGAAUUUGUGAUUUCUAAAAAAAACCGUAGUGAUUAUAAAAGUGUAGACAUGGAUGAUGUAUCUAUUGAAGUUAAAGAUGACAGCGAUAGUGACAAUGUCCAAAGUAUAUCUAAACAUAUACAUUGUCCCAUUACAUCAUCUAGUAGAAUAAUGAAUGGUAGCUGUAAUAGUAAGGGUAAAACAUAUAUUUAUUAUUCGCCUCUUCGUAAACGUGAACCAUGUUGUGAUAAUUUAAAUACAAGUUACAUUGGCAGUAAAAAUGAUAGAGCACAUAAUGGUGAUGCUCGUCAACAAUGUCCAACAUUAACUAACACUCAUCGAUUGAAAGAAAAACGUCAAUAUGAUGAAUUACUACAAAAUUUUCUUCCGCAUAGGAUAGAUGUUAUAUGUAAUAAACAUGAAAAAAAAAGACCUGUACUGGAAGUGAUAGAAGUAAUAGAUCUAGAGAAAUCUUCGAUUUCAAAACCUGAAACAACUUCUAGAAAACGCAGUACAAUGUUACAAAUGCUUAGGAAUAAUCGCUACAGAGAAAAAAGUAACAGAGAAAAACAAGAUGAAGCAAUAGUGAAAUAUUUAGACAAUGAUAAAAUGAAUGAGACAGUACAUUCCAUUCAUGAUGAAACAAAUUUGUUGCGUAAAAAAAGUAGUAAUAUAAGCGAUAUAAUUGAAAUUAAAGAUGAAGAGGUAUCUACAAAUACAUUACGAGAUAAAUUAGCAACAAAAGCUAUAAUCAAGGAUGAUUUUGUUUCUCAAACAGCAAAAAGGUAUAAUGCGCGAAUAGAAUUACGCUACAAAGAAGUAGAAGAACUUGAAAAGUUAACAUAUGUAUUGUCUAAAAAUAAUCGUUUAGCGAGAGAAGCUGCUUUAGAAGAGCACUUAGCUCGAUCUAUGAAAUUAUGCGAGGCUGUCUUGAACGAAAGCGAAGAAUCGGAAGAGACACUGCCUAGUUUAACAGAAGAAAUGCUACAGAAUGUAAAACAUGCUCUUAUUCCUCGACCACCGGAUGAGGUCCUUAUCGAAGGUUUUGGACUAAGAAUUACAAGAAAAGAUAUUCACACUUUAGCUGAUCUAAAUUGGUUAAACGACGAAGUAAUCAAUUUUUAUAUGAACUUAUUAAUAGACAGAAGCACCAACAACAAAUAUCCAAAAGUACAUGCUAUGAAUACAUUUUUCUAUCCAAAAUUAAUCUCUGGUGGACACUCAUCCUUGAAACGGUGGACAAGAAAAAUUGAUAUUUUUGCGCAAGACCUUAUAGUCAUUCCUAUACAUUUAGGUAUUCACUGGUGUAUGUCUGUAAUUGAUUUUAGAGAUAAAACUAUUCGUUACUAUGACAGUAUGGGCGGUAACAAUUCAAAAUGUUUAUUAGCAUUACGACAAUAUUUAGAAGACGAAAGCAUGGACAAAAAGAAGCAAACAUACAAUACUAAUAAUUGGAAAUUAGAAUGUGUAAAAACAAUUCCACAUCAAAUGAAUGGGAGCGAUUGUGGCGUUUUCUCUUGUAUGUUUGCUGAAUAUAUUUGUGCAAAUAAAAAAAUCACAUUUACUCAACAAGAUAUGCCAUAUUUUCGGAACAAAAUGGUUUACGAAAUAUUAAAACGCAAGCUUUUAUAAAAUAAAUGUUAUUUUCUUGAUAAUUAUUGACUGUGAAUGACCUAAAUAAAUUUAUGUAGCUUCCAUAAAUAACAAAAUAUUUGAACAUAAAUGAUUUUACCAUUGUGUAGAAUGUUCUAAACAUCAAAAUGCAGUAUUGAUAUUGAAACAACAUUAUUGAUGUUGCUACUAUAGUACUAAACAGAGAGUUG